UCAAACUUGAUCAGCUGUGCGUCACAAUCAAGUGUGCGAUGGAGCCGCAAGAUAUUUAUUACAACAAAGCUGAAUAUGUUGAAACGGCAUCAGGAAACAAAGUAAGCAGGCUGACUGUAUUGUGUGGCUCACAAAAUAUCGUAUUGCAUGGGAAAGUGAUAGUGCAGUCUGAUGCUAUCAUUAGAGGUGAUUUAGCUAAUGUUAGAACAGGUCGUUAUUGUAUUAUCAGCAAGAAUGCUGUAAUCCGACCACCUUUCAAGAAGUUUAGCAGAGGGAUAGCCUUUUUUCCUCUAACUAUGGGAAAUCAUGUAUUUGUGGGAGAGCGAGCAGUUGUAAAUGCAGCGCUGGUUGGUUCCCAUGUCUACAUAGGAAAAAAUGCCUUAAUUGGGAGACGAUCUGUCCUGAAGGAUUGCUGUUACAUCGAAGACGGCGCUGUUGUGCCACCGGAAACUAUCGUGCCGUCUUUCACUCGCUUUGCUGGCAGUCCGGCAACAUGUGUUGAGGAACUGCCAGAGUGUACAGUAGAUUUAAUGAUUGAUUUUACAAAAAAUUAUUACGAGCAUUUUUUACCAGCGCGCGUUUAAUGGUCUGUUAAGAAUUGAUUUUGACCGAUGAGUUCGAAAGCUUAUUUUGAUACUUGUGCAUUUGGUUUUAAAUUACGCCACUCAAAACUUAUUAUAUAAAAUUUAUUUAUUACAUUUUGUACAUACAUGUAUACGUUACAUAUUUCACAAAUAAUUCUACAAAAAUAAUAUGUGUAAAUCUUAGCUCUGAAGGUUUCAAUGAAGGUCUAAAUAAUAAUUUC
Messenger RNA from Pseudomyrmex gracilis, 805 nucleotides. It is a transcript of the gene DCTN5-p25, whose product is annotated as dynactin subunit 5. NCBI's taxonomy places the organism in Eukaryota, Metazoa, Arthropoda, Insecta, Hymenoptera, Formicidae. The record is from RefSeq and is a predicted model, not a curated record. The coding region runs from base 39 to 584 and encodes 181 amino acids. The transcript is spliced from 4 exons.